Anopheles gambiae (African malaria mosquito) is the source of this 527-nucleotide messenger RNA. Its product is annotated as histone H3. Gene Ontology annotation, molecular function: DNA binding; protein heterodimerization activity; structural constituent of chromatin. The transcript has a single exon. NCBI's taxonomy places the organism in Eukaryota, Metazoa, Arthropoda, Insecta, Diptera, Culicidae. Bases 72 to 482 code for a protein of 136 amino acids. The record is from RefSeq and is a predicted model, not a curated record. Gene Ontology annotation, cellular component: nucleosome.
AAAAAUUUUCUGCUUCAAGGCGUGCAGACGUGUGUUACUUUCAACGCGAAAAACUAAGUUUCUCAUCAAAGAUGGCCCGUACCAAGCAAACCGCUCGUAAGUCAACUGGUGGCAAGGCACCACGUAAGCAGCUGGCCACCAAGGCCGCCCGCAAGAGCGCUCCGGCAACCGGUGGUGUGAAGAAGCCGCAUCGUUAUCGUCCGGGAACGGUCGCCCUGCGUGAGAUCCGUCGUUACCAGAAGUCGACUGAGCUGUUGAUCCGCAAGCUGCCCUUCCAGCGGCUGGUGCGUGAAAUCGCUCAGGACUUCAAGACGGACCUCCGCUUCCAGAGCUCGGCCGUGAUGGCUUUGCAGGAAGCGAGCGAGGCGUACCUGGUCGGACUGUUCGAGGACACGAACCUGUGCGCCAUCCACGCCAAGCGUGUGACGAUCAUGCCGAAGGACAUCCAGCUGGCUCGUCGCAUCCGUGGCGAGCGUGCCUAAGCGGGCUACGUCUGCUACCCCCUUCUACAAACGGCCCUUUUCAGG